AUGUUCAAGUCGUCUGUCCUCCUCGCCGCUGUGCUCGCCGCCGCCUCGGCCGUCUCCGCUGCCCAGAUCAACACCCCAACCUCGCUCGUUCAAUGCCAGCCUGUUCUCCUCCAAUGGUCGGAUGCUCAGGGCACAGUCUACGUGAGCAUCUUGCCCGGAAAGCAGACCUCGGCCACCCCCCUCGUCUCUUUCGCCCCUCAAAGCUCUGGCACCACCAGCAUCAAGUGGGUUCCUAACCUUCCUGCCGACACCGACGUGACGCUCGCCAUCUCGGACGGCACCGGUGUCACUAACUACUCGGGCACCGUCUCCGUCCGAGCCGGCACUGACCCCACGUGCCUAAGCAGCUCUGGCUCUGCCGCUGCUGAUGGAUCGACCGCUACCACUGGCUCCUCGUCCGGAUCUGGCUCUGGCUCGACUGGCUCUGGAUCCAGUUCAGCUUCGUCUCCCUCGAGCUCCAGCAGCAAGUCAGGCAGCUCCGGCUCCAGCACUAGCUCGGCCGGCUCCGCCAGCCAGAGCUCCUCUUCAUCCGGCAAGAGCAGCGGCGUCUCCAGCUUCCGCGCCGACACUGCCGCCAUGGUCAGCUCGGCUCUUGCCGUUGCUGCCGCUGCUGUUGUCUACUACGCAUAA
Messenger RNA from Sporisorium graminicola, 630 nucleotides. RefSeq lists its product as uncharacterized. Lineage: Eukaryota; Fungi; Basidiomycota; Ustilaginomycetes; Ustilaginales; Ustilaginaceae. The record is from RefSeq and is a predicted model, not a curated record. The transcript is spliced from 2 exons. Bases 1 to 630 code for a protein of 209 amino acids.